Molecule: messenger RNA, 828 nt
Organism: Adineta ricciae
Lineage: Eukaryota; Metazoa; Rotifera; Eurotatoria; Adinetida; Adinetidae
Source: the annotation of a GenBank genome assembly
AUGAAAUCAUCUUCAACUCUAAAUGAAUUGGACACUAUUCCAAUACAAAAUCAAUCUUAUUCAGAUGUCGAUUAUUUUCCAAUGAUGUCUACAGCAUUUUCUCAACAAUCCAAUAAUCAUAAUAAAACAUCAUCAUUAGAUUGUAAGUUGAUGUCUGAUGAUUUAUCAUCGGUACAAUGGCGAACUGAAUACAAUGGCAAACGUUUAUGGCCACACGAUCAAUGGCCUGAACGUGAUUUAGUUAAUUAUCCACCAUAUAAACUUCGUGAAACACCAAAUCCAGUUCGUUGGUAUUGUGUACCUGAAUCUUGGUUUAAAUUUUUCUAUGAAAAAAACUGCAAAGAAUAUAUUGUACUUUGGUAUGAUUUCACUGAAUAUCUCAUUUUGGCUGCAGCUGUUAUUACUGUUGUUAAAAAAAUUGGUCCAAUGGUUGGUGAGGUUUUUCAAGGUUGGCAUAAAGAAGAAGUUAAUCGAUACACAUCAGUCGUACAAAAUUCUAAAGCAAUGGCUGGAAAAAUGUUACAUGGAUAUGAAGAAUCAUUAGAACGUGCAAAAAAUAUUGGAAUAUUAAGUGAUGCACGAAAAGAAAUCGUUAAUAUGGCACUUGAAACUGCAUAUCGUGAUCGUUUAAGACAAAUGUAUGAAGCUGUUAAACGUCGAUUAGAUUAUCAAGUAGCUUUACAAAAUGCACGAAAAGAUUUCGAAAGAUCAAAUAUGAUUAAUUGGAUAACAAAUGAAGUUAAAAAAUCAAUCACAAUUAAACAAGAACAAGAUGCUUUACAAUCUUGUCUUCAACAACUUAGACAAAUUGCUGCACAAACAAAAUAA